UUCUACAGAGCUCUGCAGCACCGAGGGAGAGUGUGUGUGUGUGUGCACGGUGUGUGUGCAUGGUGCAGCACUUCACUCUGUUUCUUUUCAUGCAGCUUUGAGUGACACUUUGACAGCUGAGAAACAGCCUGGAGUUACAGCGCCUCAACGCAGCUUUUUUGAGGGAAUUAUGAGAAACGUGGAGCUGUGAUUUUAAUUUCCAGCUGACAUCUGAUAAGUCUGGAGGAGAUGGAGAACAAGGCCAUGUAUCUGAGCACAUAUGAGGAGAGAGAGAGCGGCUCCAUGUAUGAAGAGGCCUACGAUGGACACAACUUGUCCAAACUCAACCUGUGUGAUGAAGGUUCUGCAAAGCGUCGCAGGAAGCAGGAUCAGUGCUGUGCUCACCUGAACUCCCUCUCAGCCAUAAAGUACGCCAUCGUGUCCCUCUACAUCCUGGUUCUUCUCACCAUCUUCGGACUCUGCCUGGCAGUCUCUCGUUCCCAGGUGUCUUCACAGCGGCAGGAGGUGCUGAUGGAGAACGUGACCCGGAUGUCAGAGCGCUCUCGGCUGCUCCAGCAGAACCUGGGCGAGGCGUCCACACAGGCUGACCUGCUGGAGAACAUCUGGAAACUGGAGAAUCUCUUCCAAAACCACAGCGACUGGCUGCAGAGGCUGGAGAUCCUCAUCAAGGGCCUGGAGGUGGAGCUGAGAACCAUGCAGGCUCACUCCCUCCAGUCAGAGGGCUACUUGGUGCAGCUGGAUGACAGGUUGUCCUACCUAAGCAGCUCCACUGGCAGGAAUCUGACUAGCUUGAGUGUGGAAGUGUCCCGAGCCUCUGCCUGGCUCCAGGACCAGGACCUCCUGUUCAGGGAAACCUCAGGACAGGUGAGCAGGCUGAGAGAGAAACUGGACGAGGUCAACUGGAUGGUAGGAGCUGUCAACCACACCUUCAGCAGUGACAUCAGUAUUCACCACCUGAAGAUACAAGACCUGCAGAUCCAGAUCAGCAACAUAACAGAGGACACCAGCAGUUUGUGGGUGACCCACGUCCACACGGAGGCCCAGCUGAGGAACGAGAUGGAGAUCCUGAACACAAUCACAGAGGACCUCCGCCUGAAGGACUGGGAGCACUCCCUGGCCCUGAAGAACCUCACCAUAUUUGAAGGUCCUCCAGGGCCAAAGGGAGAGAAGGGUGAUACUGGACCACUGGGGCCCCCUGGAGCUCCUGGGUUGACAGGCUUGAGAGGGUUUACAGGAGAAAAAGGGAACCAGGGCAGUCGAGGAGUUAAAGGGUCUGUCGGGCUCGACGGUUUACAGGGACAAAAAGGAGACAUUGGACCCCCUGGUCCUAGAGGUGACAGAGGAGAAAGAGGGUUCAAGGGGGAGAAGGGUGACCGAGGAGACCGUGGAGAGAAAACAGUGGAGGAGACGUUGGUGCGGCUGGUGAAUGGGUCAGGUCCUCAUGAAGGCCGUGUGGAGGUUUUCCAUGAACGUCGCUGGGGGACAGUGUGUGACGACGUCUGGGACAAAAAGGAUGGAGACGUAGUGUGUAGGAUGCUGGGUUACGCAGGAGCAGCUGAAGUCCAUAAGACAGGACGCUUCGGACAGGGUGAGGGGUCAGAAAAUGAAUGCUUUGAGAUCCAUCACGCUGACGGGAGCAGAGAAAACUGGGCGAGGGAGAGCGCUGGGGAAAAGGGCAGCAUCUCUUCCUCAUAG
This is a messenger RNA of Epinephelus moara (kelp grouper), 1695 nucleotides long. It is a transcript of the gene scara5, whose product is annotated as scavenger receptor class A, member 5 (putative). The transcript has 12 exons. Bases 229 to 1695 code for a protein of 488 amino acids. Lineage: Eukaryota; Metazoa; Chordata; Actinopteri; Perciformes; Serranidae. The record is from RefSeq and is a predicted model, not a curated record. Gene Ontology annotation, cellular component: membrane.